UCCGCGCUCGCCCGGCGUCGCCGGCAACUGUGGUCCCGAUGCUGCCCAAACGGCGGCGAGCACGGGUCGGGUCCCCAGGCGGCGCUGCAGCCUCCUCGGCGCUGCCCCCGACGCUCUUCCCCGGCGUCUCUGUCUACCUGGUGGAGCCGCGCAUGGGCCGCAGCCGCCGAGCUUUCCUCACGCGCCUGGCGCGCUCCAAAGGCUUCCGCGUCCUCGACGCCUGCAGCUCUGAGGUGACCCACGUUGUGAUGGAGCGGACCUCAGCGGAGGAGGCCAUAUGCUGGCAGGAGCGUAAUGGGGAGACUGCUCCCCCUGGUUACACUCCACCAGCUCUGCUGGACAUAAGCUGGUUAACGGAGAGUCUGGCUGCCGGGCAACCUGUACCCGUGGAGUGCCGACACCGCCUGGAGGUGGCUGAGCCCAGGAAGGGGCCCCCAAGCCCAGCAUGGAUGCCACCCUAUGCCUGCCAGCGGCCCACGUCCCUCACACACCAUAACACCAGCCUCUCGGAGGCUCUGGAGAUGCUGGCGGAGGCGGCGGGCUUCGAAGGCAGCGAGAGCCGCCUCCUUGCCUUCUGCAGAGCAGCCUCAGUGCUCAAGGCCCUUCCCAGACCUGUCACAGCCCUGAGCCAGCUGCAGGGGCUGCCCCACUUUGGAGAACAUUCCUUCAGGGUUGUCCAGGAGCUGCUGGAGCAUGGAGUGUGUGAGGAGGUGGAGAGAGUUCGGUGCUCAGAGAGGUACCGGACCAUGAAGCUCUUCACCCAGAUCUUUGGGGUUGGCGUGAGGACAGCUGACCGGUGGUACCGGGAAGGGCUGCGAACCCUUGAUGACCUCCAAGAGCGGCCUCAGAAACUGACCCAACAGCAGAAAGCCGGACUCCAGCACCACCAGGACCUAAGCACCCCAGUCCAGCGGGCUGAUGUAGAGGCCCUGCAGCAGCUGGUGGAGGCAGCCGUGGGGCAGGCCCUGCCUGGGGCUACGGUCACGCUGACUGGUGGCUUCCGGAGGGGGAAGUUGCAGGGCCAUGACGUGGACUUCCUCAUCACCCAUCCCGAUGAGGGCCAGGAGGCGGGGCUGCUACCCAGACUGAUGAGCUGCCUGCAGGACCAGGGCCUCAUCCUGUACCACCAGCACCACCACAGCCGCUGCGAUGCCCCCAGCCCUCCGACUCGGCAGAGCCGUACCAUGGACAACUUUGAGAGGAGUUUCUGCAUCUUCCGCCUGCCACAACCCUCAGGGGCUGCUGCUGGGGGUGCCCUGAGUCCCUGCCCAGCCUGGAAGGCUGUGAGGGUUGACUUGGUGGUCGCACCCAUCAGCCAGUUCCCUUUUGCCCUGCUCGGCUGGACUGGCUCCAUGCUUUUCCAGAGGGAGCUUCGCCGCUUCAGCCGGAAGGAGAAGGGGUGGUUGUUGAAUAGCCACGGGCUGUUUGACCCAGAGCAGAAGGUGUUUUUCCACGUGGCUUCAGAGGAAGACAUCUUCAGACACCUGGGCCUCGAGUACCUCCCCCCAGAGCAGAGAAACGCCUGAGCCUGCCUGUGGCCCCUACUUUCACUCUCUGGAAAUGAGGGGCUGCCCCACAUCUUCACCACUUUCAAGUGAGGAACCCCCACCUCCACUCCAGGGGCCUGUCUCCGCCAGUCCUGCCUGAGUGAUCAGCCCCCAUCAGCUGAGCCCUCACCAGCAUGCUGCAGGGUGUCAGCGAGGUGGG
Molecule: messenger RNA, 1707 nt
Organism: Carlito syrichta (Philippine tarsier)
Lineage: Eukaryota; Metazoa; Chordata; Mammalia; Primates; Tarsiidae
Gene: POLM
Product: DNA polymerase mu
Exons: 11
Coding region: 39-1526 (495 amino acids)
Biological process (GO): double-strand break repair via nonhomologous end joining
Cellular component (GO): nucleus
Molecular function (GO): DNA binding; DNA-directed DNA polymerase activity
Source: RefSeq, a predicted model, not a curated record